AUGGCCACAGUAGCAAUUAACGCAAGGAAAUCACGGCCCCUUGGUUUGCUUGAGAAAUAUCAGCUCUCCAAGCAGUUAACCAAAGCGUAUGGUAACAUUACGUUGACAGCCGAGCUUGAACAUCCUGUUCUUUAUCACGACACCAUGCUAGCUAAUGAUCAAGAAAAAUUGUACCAGCACAGCUUUGCUCCAGCCCUCACGUGUUUGGUGCAAACACAUCCCCAUCUAUCAUUAACUGUGCGUGACAAGACAGAAAGCACAGCUCAUUUCGUUCAGCUGGAUACAAUCAACCUGGCAGACAACGUGCAAUUGACCGACAUCGCAUCAUUGCAAGACCUCAUUGCAGAGCAAACAGGCGCCGAAUUCGAUGUGGAUACAUUGCUUCCUCUUUGGCGUAUAAAGAUCAUGCCUCAAACAUCUACUAGUUGCAUUGUUGUAUUGGCUGUACAUCACAUCAUUUUCGAUGGCAUGAGCUUGACGACUUUCUGGGGCGAUUUCUUGAAGAAGCUGAAUGCCAAGCAGGAAUCUCAAAUGGUUGACAAGGAGGAAGGCUUGAUCAUUCGUGUAAAGGAAGCAACAGUGCCUCUUCCUUAUGAGGCAUCAGGUGCUCCUUCUUUGUCCCUUACUUGGGAUGUUGUUCCUGUUUUGUGCCAUUCUUUGAUUCCCAAGUUAUUGCCGACUGCAAUUGCUCGUUAUGUCGAUCCUGUGUCUUAUGAUGGUUGGAAAGGAGACUUUGCUGCAAUUGAUGGCGAGGCACACAAUACGGAUGUGCGAUUGAUCUCUGUGCCUUGUGACAUUUGGAAACCCAUCAUGAAUGAGUGCAAGCGUCAAGGCAUCUCCGUUCAUGCCAUCUUGUUCAUGGCCCUAAUGUUGACAUGGAAACGCUUGUAUCCUGACCAAACAACCGAAGCGUCUACUCCGAUCAAUUGCCGUGGAUUGUGCAACCCACCUGUUCCUAACAACCAGAUAGGCAACUUUGUAGGUGCUUACACGAGUAUUUGGACAGGAAAGCAAUUACAACAAGACAUUUGGUUAUUGGCUAAAAAGUACCACAAUGAUUUGAACAAAAACAAGAUAGAUGGAGCCAAGCAACCAUUGUUUCUCAAGUACCUGCCUGAAUUCCCGGCAUCCUACUGUGAUUUCUGGUAUGAUAAGAGAAAGAACUCUGCAAUGGGUAGAGCAGGUGGCAUCGAGUUAUCUGAUCUGGGAAGAUUUUCAUGUCCUUCUCAGCAAGACACCGCUUGGAAAGUCAAGCAAAUGUAUUUCUGCCAGAGCGCCCAGACAUUUACCAAUGCAUUUCACUUGAACUCAGUGACCACAAAUGACACCUUGUUCUGUACUGUAUCUUGGCAAAAGGGCUCACUAGAUACUGCUAAGAUCAACAAAUUUCAUGAUACCUUUAUUGGCAUUUUAAAGAAUCUUCCUUUGAAAGAAUUAAUAAAUUAA
Molecule: messenger RNA, 1446 nt
Organism: Mucor velutinosus
Lineage: Eukaryota; Fungi; Mucoromycota; Mucoromycetes; Mucorales; Mucoraceae
Exons: 1
Coding region: 1-1446 (481 amino acids)
Source: RefSeq, a predicted model, not a curated record